Linum trigynum is the source of this 1737-nucleotide messenger RNA. The record is from the annotation of a GenBank genome assembly. NCBI's taxonomy places the organism in Eukaryota, Viridiplantae, Streptophyta, Magnoliopsida, Malpighiales, Linaceae.
CUCAGCUAAUUAUCCAACAUUGUGGUAUCAGAGCCUCUGCAAAACUAGAUCAAGAGAGUGUGAGAUUGGGGUGGGAAAGUUGAGAGUUCUUGGUGAGUUUUUGUUUGUCUCUUGUUUGGUGAGUAAAAACACGAGAGGCAGUGAGGAAAUCCAAGUACUGUAUGUGAGCAAAGAAAUCAUGGGCGAUUUUGCUCAAAUGUUCAUUCCCAAGUUUGAUGGAGACUAUGAUCACUGGAGUCUUCUUAUGGAAAAUCUGUUGAGGUCCAAAGAGUAUUGGACCGUUGUGUGUGAAGGAUAUAAAGAGCCCUCACCUGGAGUAAAGCUUUCUGCGGAUCAAUUGAAGGCACCAGAGGAGACUAAGUUGAAGAAUUUCAAGGUAAAGAAUUAUUUGUUUAAUAGUAUUGAUAAGACCAUUCUAAAAACCAUUGCUCAGAAGUCCACUGCCAAGGAACUUUGGGAAUCAAUGAGGAAUAAGUACAAAGGCAGUGAAAGGGUCAGACGGUGCAACUUCAAUCCCUUCGAAGGGACUUUGAAACUCUGGAAAUGAAGGAGGACGAGUCUGUUAAUGACUAUUUUGGCCGAGUCAUGGUUGUCUCCAACUCCAUGAGAAACAAUGGAGAAAACAUGUCUGAUGUCAAAAUAGUGGAAAAGAUUCUCAGAACUCUUACUGAAAGGUUCAACUAUGUAGUUUGCUCUAUUGAAGAAUCAAAAGACAUAGAUACCUUGACUGUUGAUGCAUUACAGAGCUCCCUACUGGUCCAUGAGCAAAGAUUAAGCAGACGGAGAAGAGAGGAAGACCAGGCUUUGAAGAUAGCUUUUGAUGAUGGAAACAGGAGGGCUCAGGGGCAUGGUAGUUGUCUAGGAAGAGGUAGACAUCAUGACAGAUCUUGGAAUAGAAAGACUAUUGAAUGUUUCAUAUGCCACAAGGUAGGGCACUUUAGAUAUGAGUGCCUUGAGCAGAACCAGCAAGCUCACUAUGCAAAUGGCUAUGCUGGAGGACAAGCUGACAUGAAAGAAAACGUGUUGCUUAUGGCUGAAAUUGAUUUGGAAGAGGAGGAAAUACAUGUUUUACCUAAACGUGAUGAGCAGUUGCAUGUAGGCUUUGAGGACUUAUUUGGAGUCUAGAGGAGAAUCUAUGACUUUAUGGCUUCUAGAUUCUGGGUGUAGCAAUCACUUGAGUGGUGAUAAGGAGGGAUUUUCUACUAUUGAUAGUGCAUUUACCUGUUUUUUAAAAAUGGGAAAUGGUACAAGAUUAGAGGUUCAAGGCAAAGGAACUGUGAAAAUCAAAGUAGAUCAAGUUCCACUGGUCAUCCAAGAUGUGCUCUAUGUUCCUGGUUUGACGAUGAAUCUGUUAAGCAUUGGUCAAAUGCAGAAAAAGGGUUUAUGUUUUCUUAUCAAACAUGAGAUUUUCAAAAUAUUUCAUGAUGUAAAAGGCUUCUUGUUUCAAACAAGAAUGAAGACUAACAAUAUGUUUGUAUUGAAUUCAACCCCCUAUUGUAAUGUUGCUGCAGCAAAGGUGGAACCUCAGUGGUUACAGACUAUUAGAGUUGAGGAAGGAGUCUUAAAUCUGAAGUACAGGGGAUUUGAUCAUCUUAAUCAUACAAGUUUGAUGAAAAAGAAGAGAAGUGGUACAGUGAAGUGUAUCCCCAAUCCUAAAGGGUUUGUUGAAGUUCAUUCAACUUGCAUAGUUGAAGAGCAGCAUAGAAAAUCAGUUCCUAAGAAAAGUCAAUGGAGAGC